Molecule: messenger RNA, 1182 nt
Organism: Vicia faba (fava bean)
Lineage: Eukaryota; Viridiplantae; Streptophyta; Magnoliopsida; Fabales; Fabaceae
Source: the annotation of a GenBank genome assembly
AUGGCUUCGGCUACUUUUUCUGUAGCCAAACCAGCUAUUAAGGCAAAUGGGAAAGGCUUCUCUGAACUCUCUAGUCUACGCAACUGUGAUUUUCAUUCUGCUGUUGCCUUCCAAACCAAUGCAGUUGGAAGUAGUGGAAGAUACAAGAAAGGUCUUGUAGUGGAAGCAAAACAACUGAAGGUAGCCAUAAACGGAUUUGGAAGAAUCGGAAGGAACUUCUUGAGAUGUUGGCACGGCCGCAAGGACUCGCCUCUUGAUGUCAUUGCCAUCAAUGACACCGGAGGUGUAAAGCAAGCUUCUCACCUUCUCAAGUAUGAUUCGACACUUGGAAUCUUUGAUGCUGAUGUUAAGCCUGUUGGUACUGAUGGCAUCUCAGUUGAUGGAAAGGUUAUCAAAGUUGUCUCAGACCGCAACCCUGCCAACCUUCCUUGGAAGGAGUUGGGGAUAGACUUGGUGAUUGAAGGAACUGGAGUGUUUGUGGACAGAGAAGGUGCGGGGAGGCACAUUACAGCAGGGGCUAAGAAGGUUCUCAUCACUGCCCCUGGAAAAGGAGACAUCCCUACUUAUGUGGUUGGUGUCAAUGCUGAUGCUUACACCCAUGACGACGACAUUAUCAGCAAUGCUUCUUGCACCACUAACUGCCUUGCUCCCUUUGUCAAGGUCCUUGAUCAGAAAUUCGGUAUUAUCAAGGGUACCAUGACUACCACUCACUCCUACACCGGUGACCAACGUCUUCUUGACGCGAGUCACCGUGACCUAAGGCGUGCGAGAGCAGCAGCACUUAACAUAGUGCCAACAUCAACAGGAGCAGCUAAAGCAGUGGCCCUUGUCCUCCCAACACUCAAAGGCAAGCUCAACGGUAUUGCACUUCGUGUGCCAACACCAAACGUUUCGGUGGUGGACCUCGUCGUUCAAGUUUCAAAGAAGACAUUUGCUGAAGAAGUGAAUGAGGCUUUUAGAGAGAGUGCAGCCAAGGAGCUGACUGGUAUUCUCUCAGUUUGUGACGAGCCACUCGUGUCCGUAGAUUUUAGGUGCACUGAUGUGUCAUCUACCGUGGAUUCCUCACUGACAAUGGUCAUGGGUGAUGACUUGGUUAAGGUGAUUGCUUGGUAUGAUAAUGAGUGGGGUUACUCACAAAGGGUUGUUGAUUUGGCUGACAUUGUUGCCAAUAACUGGAAGUGA